Molecule: messenger RNA, 4221 nt
Organism: Toxotes jaculatrix (banded archerfish)
Lineage: Eukaryota; Metazoa; Chordata; Actinopteri; Toxotidae
Product: OX-2 membrane glycoprotein-like
Exons: 13
Coding region: 2238-3176 (312 amino acids)
Molecular function (GO): cell-cell adhesion mediator activity
Source: RefSeq, a predicted model, not a curated record
GUGCCUGAAUGGACUCUCUUGAAAUUGUUCUUGCGAUUUCCCCAAACAAGACUGUGGAGGUUGUCAUGAAGUCCUUCAGAUGAAGUUAUAAAUUAAUAGGACCUCACACUGACUCGCUGUGAGAGCAGAGAGUUUGAGGUUUAGGAAGCUGAAGAACAGUGCAAAGGGGUGUGUCUGUCCUCGAGCCAACAGUGAACUGUAAAAGACACAACAGCAACUUGUGAAAAUCACUGGGAAAGAACCAUAUGAGACUCCAGUAUGCACCAAUGAUACACACAAUAGCAUCGUAAUUAUAGUGCGUGCGAUCAGAACAGAGAGACACUGGACAGACGACUGUCUUCUACAGUAUAGAUUUGACCAAGGCUUUGAGAACAAAUGUGACUCCAGGUUCAAACUUGUGUCAGAGAAUCAGACUGGAGUCCUUCAUCUGACCAGAUUAACACCAGAAGACAGUGGGAACUACACCUGUCAGUGUUCACGUGCUUUUGGAACAUACAUACAGUCUUUCAACAUAACUGUGGAAGGAUAACCAAAGGAGAUGAAAACGACGAAGGUUCUGCAGAAAUAUCUUUCCUCUUUGUUGAAAUUAUAACUGCUGUAACUGUAUUCAUCAUUAUAACCUGUGCCAUCCUGGGAUUUACUUACAGACAAAUUCAUCAUAGAAAACAAAUAGAACCGAUGACCAGAGAUCCAAACAUGGAACCAGGAGACGUUGAGCUGAUCAGACCCUUCAUACAGAAAGAGAAAGGCCUUUAUUCAGUUGCCAUAAUGCACAAAACCACUAAAACUAAAGGCAUGAGGGCGUCAUGGUGAAUAAAAAUAUGAUGACGAGAACACAAUAAUUAUCUAAUAAAUUAAUGGUUAAAUCUUCUUUUCUCUUUUUCUUUUCAUGUGUUCAUGUGUCAUCUGCUCUGUUUUAGAUGACAUUUAAACAUCUUGCAUAUUUUCUUGUUGCAUAUUCCUGAUCAGUGAUGUACUCAGGGGCCGUCUGGUGUUUCUGGUCUUUAUAACAUUGGAUGCUCUCGCUCAGACAGAAGCUGUAGUUAAUCAGGUGUCAGCUUGGCCUGACACCUAGCAUCUCAGUUUACUGCAGGAACUUCCUGUCCUCACCCACAUCUACCUUGAGACUUUGUCUGCUGUCUCCAUGACGUUAAAGAUGUUUUUUACCUCCUUCCUUUUUUUCGUGUCACAUAUUAUUUGUGUGAGUUGUUCUAUACAACAACCAAAUAAUAUGACAAGUAGAAUGAAAAUGGCUGAAGCAAUUUGAAUGGUAAGCACAAAUUUAAGUUAAAGUUGAGGUUAAAGUUUUUCUUUGAAGCGUGCUGAUCAUGAGGUGAUGCUUGGACAUUGAUCUCUGUCUCCUUCUUUCUUUGUAUUUAGACUGAAGUGUCCUGCAGGACGUGAAGCUCAACAUCAGACUGACAUCUGCAACCACCACUGCUAUUAACACCCACACAGGUUUUUGAGUGCUCACGUAUGAGCUUUGCAAGUUAGUGUUUGCCCUCCCCCCUUCAGUACAGCAUCAUGUGUACUGACAGCAGUACUCGUUUAACUCCUGUGAAAGCAGAGAACGGUGUGUCUGUCCUCCUCCCUUUAGUACAAUAGGCUGUACACUACUGGCAGCAGUUUAUUCUUGACCAGCAUGGGUGGAUGGACUGUGUUCUUUGUUCUGGUUCUGCCUCUAUCCGUGUGUUUUGACAGGUACUGUGCAGAAACUACUUUUCAUACUGUCUUUGGCCUAAAGAGGGCAACUCAACGGAUGUCUAAUUUUAAAAAUGCAAGUGCUGACCUACUAUGUUUCUUCUUGAUUGUUAUUGAUUGACCGCAGUGACUCUUGAGAAAAUGUGCAGAGCUUUGUUCUGCUACUGCUAAUCCAGGUUUUAAUUGUCAUUGUAGCGGAGGGAUGAUGUGAUAACUGCAAACCUUAACUCACUAUAAUGCGCCGACUUUAGUUUUUGCCACUUCUCUAUUUGUGACAACUUUUGCAAUUUGUUGAAAAUUUAUAUUAAUAACUGUCUUGAGUCUGCAUGUGGACAGUAUAACAGAGUCCUCAGAUGACAACCAGAUGUCACUAUGUGCCAAUGAAGCACAGCUUAGGUGUAGUUUGUAAGAUCAUAACAGAGGAACAGGGAACAACAUUGCCACCUGCUGUACAUGUAUGAGAAUCACAUUCUUUCCAUGUUUUUCAGCACCAGGUGGGAGUGGAAACUACCUAAAUGUACCUGUGAAAGUGAUUCAUGAACCUUUACCAGUCUGAGUGGAGCUUUUCUUGGAUGCAUUCUGUCAAAAAUCAUCAUGGAGGAACUAAUACUAGGUCAAGAGGGAGGGAUGUGAAACCCCUGCUGUUUGCCUCAGCCUCACACAUAAGUGGAUAUGGAAAUACGACAGCUGACUAUGGCGGGGAGGCGCAUUACAGGUGUGCAGUGGCUAUCCCAACAGGCGUGCUGCAAGUCACAUGGCAGAGGCUUUUUAAAGACGAGUCAAUCGAGAACUUGGCAACCUACAGCAAGCGUUUUGGUCAGCAAGUAAAUGAGCCUUACCGUGGAAAAGUGAUCUUCACAGAAGCGUCCCUCAACUCAACAUCCAUCACUUUAAAGAAUGUAUCAUGGGAAGAUGAAAGCUGCUACAUCUGCUCAUUCAAUGUGUAUCCUGAUGGGUCCAAAAGAAAGCAGACUUGUCUCACGGUGAAAGGAAUAUCCGCGGAUAACGCAAUAUAUGCUAUCAGAAGUGGACCUGAGAAAGAAGACAAGGAGGUUGAGUUUAGCUGCACUGCUACAGGUAAACCAGCUCCAACCAUUGAAUGGGAAAUUUCACCUGGCACCACUCAACUAGACCAAUCACAGACUGCUACAGUAAUGAACAGUGACCAAACAUUUACCACCAGUCACAAUAUCACCCUGCAAGUGCCUCCGGACUGGAAUGGACAUGUGUAUUGUCUGCUGAACAAAGGAAUGAGGGGACACAGGAAGAAGGAGAUCCUUUUUUCUUCAGGUUCUGGUCCUCCUCCGAAGAAGGAUGGACUGUCACCACCAGUGCUCGCAGUUAUGAUUACUGUUCUGCUGAUUUCCUGCUGUUUCGCUGUUGCUGCUGUAAUAAUGAGGAGAAGAGGGUUAAAGCCUAAAAUGAAAGUGAAAUAUGAAGUUGAGGAAGGUUUGGCCUGUGAACAAACAUCUUAGACUAUUGUACCUAUAGACAUUCAAGCAUGCAAGCAUUAAAAAAUCUGUUUUUGUAUCUAAACGUUAGAGAUGUAACAGUGAAUUAAGCUAAAAGCUGACAUCCAAGAGCCAUUUCCAGAGACGACUACCUGUCAGAUGUUCAUUUCUUUUAAACAGCUGAACUUAGCACUUUAACUUUAUUGAUGGAUGUUCCAGCACAAUGGUUGUUGAGACUGUGCAGAAGCUAAAAAUGUAGAAAUCAUUAGCAAUGUUUAGGAUUUUACGAGAGUUACCUCAAAGUAACUGUGAGUUAAAAGCUUGGUAGGCAGACCACUUUAUAGUUUACACAGAGUCCAUUAUAUGCAGUGCAAUAAAAACAGAAGAGUUGCUUUAAGCAAAUCUAACCAGAUUACAGGCGUAACAGGUGGAUGUGUUUUGGUGACAGCAUGAAUGUCACAGACUGAUGCUACAGCGCCAUCAAGUGUUCAGAGUGGAGAAAAGGAAAAGGGGGAAAGGUUUUAAAUUCAGAAGAGAGAUUCAGGAGAUUUUGUUUAUUUAUUUUCUGAAUUUUUAAAAAUCAGAAAAAAAGAGGGUAUUUAGGAUAUUUAUAUCUCUGCCUAUGAAGUUUAAAUCAGACAUGAUAUAUCCAAUAAUAUAUUAUUUUCUGGACAUUGUUUCCUAGCUGUGUUGUUUAUUGCACUUUUCUUGCUGUUUUGCACAUUCAGUGUUUGUGUUUAAAUCACGUGAUUUAUUGCUUACACAAAUACACACAGGGUACUAAACAUAGACCCACCCUUACACAUGACUAAAAUACACAUUUACUGUAUGGUUGUGAUUGUGGUAUAUACACUGCUAAAGCUAUGUGGGUUAGCACUGUGGCUUUGCAUUGACGUGCUGUCCAGUAUGUGAAACACUGGUUAAUCAACCUGUGGUGUUAAUGUUCGUAGAGUUGCUUCAUAGCUUCUACUGAUCAGCUCUUUUAUUUAAUAUGUUUUCAGAAAUGUUUUAUUAUUUGUCCAUUUAUUUAUUGUUGUUCACAUAAUUAAAAUAUGAUGUUUUAAUGUUU